GACGCGGUGCUUGGAAAAUUGAUGUUGCUCGAUCAAAUUCUCUUUCGUAGCCGAAAGUACCCGAAGUCGCGCUCGGCUCUUUCGGGUGUCCACAUAGAAAAUGGAGUUUAAGCGAAGCAAGCGAAGCAGCUAUUCGCCAUCGUUGAUGGGCGCACAACGACGGUUCUGAGCUGGCUGUGCCGUGUAUCUUGUGAAAAACGUGUAUUUUUGUGCUUAAUGCGAGCGAGAAGUGCGUCGAGGUGAGAUCAAAGUCGUUGACGAAACGUACGAAAAUUUUACAAAAUGUCAUCCGCACAAGUCGAUCGACCCACCAAAGUGGGCCAUAUCAACAAGAAGGAUAACGAGAAAUCAAGGAAGACAUUCAAUCCUUCUCACAAGAAGCACAAGCACGAAGAUAGUCGCCACUUCAAGUUUGGACGCAAACGUCUACAGAGUUUCUCUAGCAAUGGUAAAUUCUUUCCGCCAUAUAAACGUAGAAAGAAGGAGGGUGCUAUUAUUCCGCCAACAAAGUUUCUACUCGGUGGCAAUAUAUGCGAUCCGUUGAAUUUAAACAGCAUGCAAGACGAAGAAAUAAAUAGAGCCAUGAAUGCUGUUACGCCUAAGUCUAGCCCCCUUCCCACGCCUAAGCACAAAAAAGAGGUUAUAGAAGUUAUCAUACCUCCGAAUAUCUGUGAUCCUCUGAAUUUGAAUAACUGUAACGACAAUGACAAUGACGAAUACGAAAAGCAACUUAUAUCUCCUACGAAAAAGGGUUCUAAACGCAGAAACAGGAAGAAAAAACGAGCAUCUUCGGGUUCUGGCAAAGAUGAUGCAAACGAUCCAGCUGAAACCAAAAGCAAAGAUUGCAUUGCAACCGAUAUUACGGAACCCAUGGAGUUGAUUGCACCGGAAACUGCCGAGACCGAACAACAGCGUGCAUCGUUAAACUCGCCACCAACCAACCAACCUAAGGAAUCGAAACCAGAGAGUCCACAAAAGGACAAAAAUAAAUUGCGUUUGAAAGGUUUGGAAGAACCCAAGGAUAAGAGAUUACGAAAAGUUGAUGUCAAAGAUAAAAUAGUAAGUCCCGUCAUUCCUCAACCUGGAGCAUGGAAGCCUAGACCGCAACAUCGGCCCAGCCAGGAUAAGAAAAAAAAGCAAACAAUGCCAAAUUUCAGAGAGAAGGACGCACGUUAUCAGUAUGGUAACUAUAAUAGGUACUACGGAUACCGAAAUUUUCAACAAGAAUUGGACACAAGACUGACAGUAUUUGCACAACGUAAAGAAUUAUUUAUUGGGAAAGAUGUACUCGAUAUUGGGUGCAAUAUUGGCCAUAUUACUCUGUCUGUUGCAAGAGAUUUCUCUGCUCGCAGCGUUACUGGUAUCGACAUCGAUAGAACGCUCAUCAAUAUUGCUCGAAAAAAUGUGAAACGUUACGUUAAUUGCGUACAAUCUCCCGCUGGUAACGGAGACGAUGAUCACCAGGAUGUGAACUUCUUUCCAAUAUCUAUGCCGAUCAAUUAUGGACCAGUUGAUAUUCCCGGUUUCACAAAGAGUAAGAACCACAAAGGGUUCCCUCAUAAUGUCACUUUUGUGCAGGGUAAUUACGUGCUUGAGAACGAUGCUCUCCUGUGCACGGAACAACCUCAGUUCGACACGAUUCUAUGUUUGUCGAUCACCAAAUGGAUACACUUAAAUUUUGGAGAUGCUGGUCUCAAACAGGCUUACAAACGUAUGUUUGCACAGUUACGUCCAGGUGGUGUCUUAGUAUUGGAACCUCAAGGUUGGAGCAGUUACGCUAGGAAAAAAAAUCUUACCGAGCGGAUAUACAAAAAUUACCAGAGUAUCGAGUUUCGACCGCACAACUUCACGCAGUACCUGCUGUCCGCCGAAGUUGGUUUUUCCAAGUGCGAAGUACUGUCGAUUCCUCCGCAUCCAUCGAAAGGCUUUCAACGACCAAUUCACUUGUUCACCAAAGCUGGCCCAGCACAAGAAACUACGGAGAAUCCGACUGCAAGCACGUUAAAUAGACAAGAGCGAAGCGAUGAGGUUAGAAGAAAAGUGGAGCGUAGGAAGUACGAACAGAAGCUCUUUAAAAAAGACGAUAGCGAAUUUCAGGAGGGAAACAUGUCGGGAGUCAAUCAACAGAGUAACGAGUGCAUGAGUCAAUACGAACAAUUGGAAAACGCUUAUGCGCCUAGCACAACACCGUGUUACGACACACCGGGACACAACAACGAUAGUCAGCCAUCGGACGCGUCAAAAAUGUGUUACUUGGACGUUAGCAUCGAGAGUGAUAAAAGUGUGUCAGAGAACCAAAACUCUUCGGAUAAACAAACUCAUCAACCGCGUGAUAACUCUACGACAGAGCAUCUUAAGUUACGGAAACGAAGUAUCAACACAGCAAAUGACGUGUACAAUAUAGAUACAAAAAAGAUGAAAAAACUGGACAACACUACGAGGAGGACAGAAGCUACGAUGGAGGAAACAUCUCAUGGAUUGAUUUCUGCAAACGAAAGUGUAAAAAGAUUGGAGCAGGAGCAGCUGGGAAAGGACGAAUUAAAUACCGAAUCGGUAGUCGAUGAAGAUUUGAGUAACUUUAACUACAAGGAUACAAGGAUCACGAAACAGAGGGAAGGGGAAACUGAAUCGAGGAGUCCGUGCAAGGAAGAACAAACAGAAAGGCAACGCUGCGAACUGACCUCGGACAACACAGAGAUUGAGAGAGAAAAGGAAACGCUAAAAGCCGAGAUCGUCGAGUUUAUUGUGGCGAAACAAUCCGGACGAGAUGUCGGUGUUGUCGAAAAAAGUAUUAUUAUAUCGUGGAACGUUCGCUCGUUACGCAGCUGUGACUGUUACACGGAAAGAUUGUGAAGCGUAGAGGAUUUUUAAACGACGUAGUCGCUAUUGUGACCUAGUUUACACUGUACGCAUUUUUGAUACGCGGAUUACAAUAGCGCGAGCUAAGAAUGCAAUUCAACCGAUGAAAUUAUAGCGAAAAUGCCUAGAUUAUCAAACUUGUACAAAGUUGACGUUUUUUCAGAGGUACAUGAAAAUGAAUUCGGAUGAACAUGUUAAGGUAUGCCUUUGGAAGUAAUCGAUUUGCAUCAAACAAGUGAUAAUAACGAAGUACUCGAUACGCGUAUCGAAUGCAAGGUGUGAACUAAGUCUGUGCAAAAAGUUCCUCGGUGAAAACGGUAAUAGAGAGAGAAAAGAGGAAGGCAAGAAAACUGCAAAACCUUCUGGAAGCUUUUCGCUUCCUUAUCGUAUUAUCUAGUCUGCGUGCAUCACGGAGAAGGAACGAAACGGUCGCAACAACGGUCACUUGUUUGCUCGAGCGGAAUUUUCCUCUCGAUUCGGAAUUGUCCCUCGCGCCCAGGAACGUUUUCGUUCCAUCUGUACGUUGUGCGUAAUUUUCUGCAAUCGAUCGAUCGUUCUCGUCGAUGUUUCGGAUGAUCGUACGUUUUCUUUGUUACAGUGCAACGUCGAUCGGUUAACGACGCGAUUAAACACGCCAGAAGUAUGCUAAGAAUCGAAGAAAAUACGAUAAGAGCCCCGUUUGACCGCGAUACUCGAGUCGAUUGGUUUCUCUUUCGAUGAUAAUGGCUAACGAGUCUUCUUCAAGGAUACUAUCCGAAAAUGUAAACAAGAAAUUUACUUUAUCGUAUCGUCUAAAGUGAAAAGACUUCUUAGGAAACUGUUUCAGUAUUUUCUUUGCUAUUUCGAAUCGAAGGAAAAUGGUUUUAGAAGAGGAACGGAGCGCGUACUGUCGACGGAGCGACGACGAAACAGCACAAAUCGAUUCCGGGCGCAAUCACUUUUCCAUGUUGUGUUUGAGAGAACGAGAACAAGAUGAACCACUUAGACGCUUACCAGGAACACUCAUAGUGUAAGAAUCAGAUUAAUAAUAAAGAAUCGCUUUGAAUCACGAACUGUGUUUCAUCUGUCUACGCGCGAGGACCUGCUACAUGUACAGUUACACUGGUAUGGAAAGAUUUGGUGGCGGAGAUCAAACCAUCGUGUAUCUAAUGUGCUGAAUUUAUUGUAGUAAGAUAGCUUCUCUACACUAUUACGACUUCGCGCUAAAGAUUACGGGUAGGGGAUCGUUUAAAUUCUUUUCGUACUUUGUUUUUUUUUUUCUUUUUCAGGGCGCAUCGAAGACCAAAAUUCAGUCCUGCCUGCAAUCGUGAUACGUCGACAAUGCACAAUCUUUAAUUAUACGUAUUUAUACGUAACACAUUAAUCCAUUUGCAUCAACGAUGCACGUCUACGAUGUUCGAGUUUUUGUUUAUCAAGCAAUCACAAAAUCUUCUCUACCUCUAACAUCUUCGACAAGAACAAAAAGGAGAACUCUGUACG
Molecule: messenger RNA, 4338 nt
Organism: Hylaeus anthracinus
Lineage: Eukaryota; Metazoa; Arthropoda; Insecta; Hymenoptera; Colletidae
Product: 7SK snRNA methylphosphate capping enzyme-like
Exons: 5
Coding region: 283-2853 (856 amino acids)
Biological process (GO): snRNA modification
Molecular function (GO): snRNA binding; RNA methyltransferase activity; O-methyltransferase activity
Source: RefSeq, a predicted model, not a curated record